GUAACUAAAGCCAAACCCUACAACUACUGUGGGUUAAUAGUUUGUUUCAUUUUUCAGAAUUUGAUUUUUGGUUAUUAUGGUUGUUGUUGUUGUAGGAGUUAUUACCGCUGCACGAGUGCGUCUUGUGGUGUUAAGAAGCGCGUUGAACGAUCUUGUGAUGAUCCGACGAUUGUUGUGACUACAUAUGAAGGGAAACAUACACAUCCAAGUGCUGUUAUGCCUCGAGGAAGUGCUUCAGCUGCUGGGUUUCUGCAAUCAGAGAUUGGAUGUGGUUUUGGUUCGUCUAUCGGUGGUGUGCCAAUGCAAAUGACACGAAGCCAUCUAUACCCACACCACCAACAACAAGUACCACCGUAUUCUCGUAACUUGUCACCGUUGAAUUUUGGUAGUGAUGCUACUGCUACGGCUAACUGUGUUACAAAUGCUAGUAUGGGCGUUGUGAAUUUAUCUGAGGGCCGUCGGUUUUGCACCUCAGCGUCGCCACCAAAUACUACUGCUUCGUCC
Papaver somniferum (opium poppy) is the source of this 504-nucleotide messenger RNA. Its product is annotated as probable WRKY transcription factor 48. Gene Ontology annotation, molecular function: DNA-binding transcription factor activity; sequence-specific DNA binding. Gene Ontology annotation, biological process: regulation of DNA-templated transcription. The transcript has a single exon. The record is from RefSeq and is a predicted model, not a curated record. The annotation marks the transcript as partial. Lineage: Eukaryota; Viridiplantae; Streptophyta; Magnoliopsida; Ranunculales; Papaveraceae.